AUGAUAUGGGUGCUGACGUACCUGGCAUCCUACCAGCUCAUCGACUUGUAUGUAGGCAUUCUCUUCGUCGCGUUCUUCAAUUCCGACUCCGCCGACGCUCGGUUCCUGGAGGGCUUCUACUGGUUCUUCCGCUACUGCGUCGUCUCCAUGGUCUGCUCGGAGGUGAUGGCCGGCUCGUUCCCCGAGCUCUGGGGCGGCAGCGGUAACGAUGCCGCCAGCCGGCGCAGGAGAGGUUCACCACCGGUGCCAGCCAGGACGGCUUCCGCGCACGGGGACGACGGCCCCGACGAGUACGAGGACGCCGGCGCGGCCAGCCGGGACGACCAGCGGCAGCGGACGUCGGGCAGCGCCGCCUCCGCGGCGCGCUCCCUGCUGGACGACGCGCCGCGGCGGUUCGCGGACGCCUGGAGCGUGCGCUGCUUCUCCGCCUGCUUCGCGCUGCUCCUGGGCGUCUGCGCGGGGAGCCCUCUGCUGGAGGUGCGGACGCUCUGGGAGGGCGUGGCCGUGGACAGGAGCUCGCACUCGCUGAGGGACAUCUUCAGCGACAGCCUGCCCUCCCUGACCAGGGCGUACGUCACGGUGGCCAUCCAGCGCACUAAACGUACCCCACUCGCCUGGCAUAUCAGUGACGCCUUCUACAUUCGUAAGGCCAGCUCGCAGAAACAAGGGUCCGCCGCGAUGCGAUUGUUGCAUGGUGUGGACGGCGGCGGCAAGGUGUCUUACGCGGCGCUACAGUUGCAGGAUUGCUUCGACCAGAAGCACGCCAAGCUGUACAUCCGUCUAGUGCUGAAGUUUCGCAACGUUGAAUUGCAGGUGAUGGCAACCACGAAGAUGCUGGGACACCCGCGCCUGGCCGGCCAGGCGCCCAGAGGGAGCUUGGAGCGGCGUGCGCAGCAGCUCUUAGACGAGCCCGAGGGCAAAAGCCCAGGGCAGAGCCAAGGCGCGGGGCAGGCCGAGGCGCCCCGCACGGGCUGCGCCGGUGCAGGUGGGGUCUCCGUGCUGUGGAGGAGCCCGAUGGAGCGGGCAGCCCCGGGUGCCGCCGGGUGGCCCUUCCCGAGAGGGGCCUGGCUCGACGCGGCGCUGAACGGCGACCUGGUGCCGGGGCUGCCGCUGUGGGCUGGUGCACGGGUCCUGGCGCGCGUCAAGGACGACGACGGGGCGCCGCAGGGCGUCGAGAUGCUCGAAGUGGAGGUCGCCUACCAAGCGGACGCCUUCGGCCGUUUCUUCAAGGGGCGGCACGUGGGCGCCAGCGACCCGUACUUCUCAUGGUAUGCAGCCUCCUCCGGGCAGCAGGGCGCGCGCCCCCUGGCCACGGUCUUCCACCUCUGCAAGUGCAGCGCCGCCGAGUGCGGGGCGGUCGCCCCAGUGGGCGCAGUAGUCGAGCACUUGGACGUGUGGCAGGUGGUGGACCCCCGCGAUGUGGCCCGCGAGCAGGCGAAGCUCAUCUGCCCGGCCGCGGACCCUGGAGCGCCUGUGCUGGCCGACGCGCCCUCGGCCGAGCCGAUGCCUGGAGAGCUCGGCGGAUGGCCGCUCGGGGACGGGGCCAACGAGGACGAGGAGGAGCCUCGCGGGCCACCGCGCAAGCGAGCCCGCGAGGUGGAGGGCACCCAGACCCCUGGCGGACCAGGAGAUACGAGCCCGCUCGACCAGGAGCUUGCUGGGCUCGAGGAGACCGCCGAGGACCCCGAGCUCGAGGCGCGGCUGGCGCGGCUCGGGGGCAAGGCAGCUCGUGGUGGGCCGAGGCAGGGCACGCCCAAGAAUGCCGCGCGCCCAGCAGGGGCCGUGGGCGAGCGCCUGGCGCAGGUGGUAGCUGGCCGAGCCGCCGCUGCUGCCCCUGCGCGCGCCAGCGCCUCGGGAUCGAAGAGCAGGCUGGCGUCAGCGUUGACCGCUGCGCUCCUGGGGCGCGACGACGACGACGCGGAGGACGGCGCGGAGAGCGACACGGAGCGCCUCGGGGGCCGCGAUCGCUACCAGGGCGUGAACAUCAAGCGCGACUUGUUCCGCAGGAUCGCUCGGCAGCGGCCUGGUGCUCUCCUCGAGAAUGGGCUCGGCCACCUGCGCAGCCAGUUCACCCAGCAGCUGUCCGCGGGCGAAGCCGACCCUCUGGCCCCAUGCGUCACGCAGUUCCUGAACACGGUGUUCUUCGUUGCUCACCCGCCGCGCACGCUGGGGACAGACGAGGUGCGGGUCCUCCGCACGCUGGGGCUGGCGCUCGACGGCAUCCUGCGCGGAGAGGUCGUCGAGACUGCGGAUCUGCUCAUGCAGGAGUUCAAGGCGCGGACGAUGGCCAUCCGCGACGGGAACUGGCGGUCAGCACGGUGGCUCACGCUGGUCGCACAGGAACAGCUUCCAUCAGGCGCCUCUCUGGACGAGGAGAACGCCGCCGAGAAGGUCGAGGCCCGGGAGCUGAAGGUCGCCGAACUCCGCCAGCGGCUUGCAGACCGCAGGACCAGCCGCAGUCCCACGCGGUCAGUCCAGCUCCUGAGCGACUCGGAGGGGGACCUCGACGCAGCAGCCGCCGCCCGCGUGCCACCAGCGGAGGCGGCGGCGAGCCGGAGCUUCUCGCAGCACAAGGCGGCCCACCCGAGGCGCGAGGGCGAGACCCAGGACGGCCUGGGUUCGAGCGUGAGGGCCGACACGGCUAAGGCCGCGGCCCACAGCAUGCCCCCGCCUGCCCUCCGCCCGCCUGAGCGGCAGCUACGCGGCAGUUCGCAGGCUCGGCGGUGGCGCCAGAUGCUAGCCGAGGUGGGCACGGGCGUCAGCUCCAAGUUCAGGCUGGCCCUCGCAGUCCACGAGGCGGUGCACGGCUCGCCAGGGGCGAUCGGGCGGUACGUUCGUAGGAUGUGCACUUCGCCAGACCCCACGGCCAGCUUCGCGCGGCUGCGCGAGGUGUUGCCGUUACCACUGCCCGACGCCCCACUCUUCGAGAGGUACCGCGCCGCCUGGCACUUGCACCAGCAGCUGCCGGAGACCUGCGAGGUGGACACCGCCACGGCGCAGGGGUGGGCCCAGCUCGUGGUCUUCAGCCUGAACUACCAGUACACGGGGCACAUGCGCAGCCCCACCGUCGCCGCGAGGCGGCCCACGGCUAGCCAGGUUAGUGCGCUCGGCAUUGUGCAGGAGGCCUGUGAGUAUUUCGUUCAGGAUGCCGCCACAGCCUUCGAGCUCCCGGACUGGGACCGGGUCAUCUCGUCGAGGACCGUCUCCUACGGGGGCGAGGAGACGGCCCGCGCCUUGCCGCUCUCGCUCGCGGGCAUCAUGCCAGGCCUCCCCGCGCGCGGCGUUGCCGCCUCGGUCAAGGCGGUCGACAUCGCGGACGCUCAGGUGGGCGCCUGGCUUGCCGACCCCACGCUGGCUUUGCUCCCACGAGAUGAGUGGCCUGCAGAGGUCCCGCGGGCAGCGAUCCAGGUCACGUCCAAGCAGGAGUGGUACCGCAUCGGGACCAAGCUCGUCGAGCUGGGGCUGGCGGCGCCGAUCGCCGACGACCGCAUCUUCAAGGUCGGGAACCGCAAGGUGCUUGCGGGGGCGUUCGGGGUCGCCAAGGGAGGCACGCCGUCACCUGGGCAGGCGUGCGUCCAGCGGUUAAUCAUCAACAUGGUCCCGGCCAACAGCUACCAGCGCAUCAUGAGGGAUGACAUCGGGACCCUUAGCGCGUCGCCCUCGUGGGUCGCCAUCCCGCUCCCAGAGGGCCACAUGCUGCUCUGGUCCUCGGAUGACCAAGCCUCCGCUUUCUACUGCUACGAGCUGCCCGAGGCCUGGCAGCCAUACAUGACCCUCGCGGAGGCGAUCCCGAACGAGCUCAUCGGUGUGCCGGGUCCUGGGAAGACUCACCUCGCGCUGCGCGUCAUCCCGAUGGGCUGGAUCAACGCGGUCACGGUGUUUCAGCACUGCCACAGGCGCCUCGGGUUCGGCUCUCGCCCCCUCGCUGCGGGGUUUCCCGCAGAGCUCGAGUGGCGCAAGGACCGGCCGCUUCCGUUCAAGUCGAAGGAGCUCGAGCAGCAGUGGAUCCAGUACUACAUCGACGACUGGGACCAUGGCGAGGUGGUGCCCAACGCGAUGGUCGCGGAGCUCCUCGGCACGAUGAGCUGCGCGCAGGAGGAGCAGAGGGCCGCCUACGGCCGCUCGGGGAUCAGCGUCGCCCCCGGCAAGGCCAAGCACCGCGCGCUGGUCCUGGAGCGGAUGGGCGCGGGUCUUGACGGGGCCGUCGGCCGGGUCGGAGUCACGACCGAGAAGCUGCACCAGCUGCUGGCGUUCAUCCUGUGGGGCAUGGGCAGGCAGGGCCUCUCGUCACAGGGCAUGCUCAUGAUCCUAGGCAGGUGCGCCAGGGCAGCGGAGUUCAGGAGGCCUUUCAUGGGAUUCCUCAACAGCGUGUGGGCUGCUGGACGCUGGACGCGUCCGCAGACUGUUCCCCUUGGCAUGUGCGACGAGCUCUUGGGCUUCGCGAUGGCGCUGCCGCUGGCCUACACUGACCUGCGCGCGAAGAUCGACACUUGUGUCAUAGCGACCGAUGCCAGCGAGCGCGCCGGGGGCAUCUGCCACACGGCCGGGCUCUCGGCGCAGGGCGUUGCGUGCGCGAGAGGGGGAGCUUCGGCUGUGACGUUGCGGCCUGGUGCAGUUGCGGCCCCUGUGCGGGGUGUGCGGUGGCGCCCUCGCAUAGUUCUCAUCGAGCUCUUCGCUGGCGCCGCGGGGGCCGCGGUGGCGGCCUCCAGACUCCCGAUCGACGUGAUGGCCCAUGUCAGCUGCGAGGUCGAGCCCGCCGCCCGGCGACUGGUGCGUCGCCGCUGGGCGGGCGUGAUCGAGCUUGGCAACAUCGAGGCCGUCGACACGGCGCGGUUUACUGAGAUGCUGAAGGGCUACGCGCGGGACGCCGACUGGGUCGUCCUGACCGCGGGGAGCCCGUGCCAAGACCUGGCGAGCAUCAAUGUCGUGGGGACCGGCCUGGAGGGGUCGAGGUCGAGGCUCUUCUUCCGGGUCCCCGAGCUGAUCCAGGCAGCAGAGGCUGCCUUUCCCAAGCGCACCAUGUGGUUCGUUGAGAACGUGUUCAGCAUGACCUUAGAGUCGAGGGCGGAGUUCACCAGGGCGCUUGGCGUCACACCCGUUUUCCUCGAUGCCAGGUGUCUCACUCACGUCAGGCGGCCCCGCCUGUACUGGUGCUCGUGGCCCGUUACGGCGUUCUUGGCGUCCGACGCCACCGUCGAGACCAAGGGUGUGGGUGAAGCCACGUACUUCAAGGUCUCGCUUGCGGUGGAGAGGCUCCCACUGAGUGCCUCGCUCCUGGAGGGCUGGUCGACGCUGGACCCUGAGGCAGACCUCCCUUGUUUCACGAGGCCGAUCCCGCGGAGUCACCCGCCGUUUCGGCCCGUGGGCCUCGACCGCGCCUCGGUGAGGGCUGCAGAGCGCUGGGCUGCCGACAGCUACCGUUACCAGGUCAACAACUACGAGGACGGCAGCCUCAUCUGGGAUGCAAGGCGUGAGCGGGGCCGGCUGCCCGUGCCUGAGGAGCGUGCUGCCCUGAUGGGGUUCGACCGUCUCUAUUUCCAGGCCGCUGUAAAAGAUAGUGCACCUGCCGCCGAGCGUGACAGCGUCAUUGAGUCUCUGAUCGGGAAUACGUUCUGCGUCCAGGCUGUCAUGUAUCUUCUCGGCUCGUGGCUCGCUCAGGUGGGGGCGCUAGCGGCCGCCAUCCCGGGCAGCAGCUGCCUCGCUGUGGGCACGUGCGAGGCGAACUGGAACGUGGUUCCCGACUUCCAGCAGCCGGGACAUCGCGACCCGCGGUUGGAACGCAGCCUGAUCGUGGAGUUCCUGAGGGUCGCGGACCGCGGGGGCACGGACGUCCGGCUUGACACCGGGGCACCCUACCGAGCCCGCGCGUGGCCGCGGGCAGCUCUCCGUACGCACCUCUGGGCCUGGCGGAUCGCCAAAGGGUUUCGCUGGCAGCGGCCCGGGCACAUCUCGGCGCUGGAGCUGGAGGCUGCAGUGGCUGGAGCGCGCUGGAGGUGCCGAGCGGUUGAGAACCACCGCUGCCGCUACCUGCACAUACUGGAUGCCCAAGCGAUCGCGGCAGUCAGCACCAAGGGCAGAUCGAGCGCGAGGGCUUUGCAGCCCGCGCUCCGCCGUCUCAACGCCCUCCUCCUCGCGACGGCAGGGUACCCGCUGUACGGCUACUGCGACACCGACGACAUGCCCGCCGACACGCCGUCCCGCUGGAGCUUCGGCCGCCGCUGCCUCGCUCCCAGUGCGGCCGCCGGCAAGGGCCAGGUGAGCCGGGUCACAGCUCAGGCGAUGGCGCGACGAGCUGCAGCGAGAUCCCAACCGCUGAGGGAGGCGAUGGUCACGCCACUCACCCUGCAGCGGUACCGUGCGGCAGUCGAUGAAGUCGUUGAUUUCUGGAUCCAGGAGCACCGGCAGCCGCAGACGCCCGCUCAGGUCGACGCUGGCGUGGCCGCCUUCAUUGAGAGCCGCUGGCUGAGCGGAGGAUCUUUGUUCGAAGUUAAUAAUGCUAUUGCUGGCAUCACGCACGCUUUCCCGCCCGUGCGAGGGCACCUGCGGGACAGCUGGCGCUUGGCCAAGACGUGGCAACGACUGGAGCCAGCUGGGCGGGCGCUGCCGAUUGGUCCGCUGAUCGCGGCAGCAUUCGCUGGUGCAUUUGCAGCCGUAGGCCAGCUCGGUGCUGCGGCGGUGCUGGCUGCGGGCUACGAUGCUUUCCUCCGGACGGGUGAGAUGACCUCGCUCGUGUGGUCCGAUGUACAGCUGUACCCACUCCGGCGAAUGGCCGUGCUGCAGCUGCGCAACGCCAAGAGCCAGCAUCAGACUGGUGCCCGAGAGUUCGUGCUCGUGCGGAGUGGCGUAGCGGUCGCCCUCCUUGCUAGAGCAAAGGCUCAGGCGCACGGACAGGACUUGUGCCUCGGAAUGGAGCCAAACAGUUUCAUAAACACUUUCAGCCGAGUGCGUGAGCUGCUGGAACUGCAGGAUGCUAAGCUCACCCUCUACAGCUGGCGGAGGGGCGGCGCCUCCGCCGACUUCCGCAGCCAUGGCUCCAUGGAGCAGACGCUGCUCCGAGGCAGAUGGGCCUCGGCGCGCACGGCCCGCUUGUAUGUCCAGGAUGCCGUCGCCGAGGCCACUCAAUUAAAUCUCUCGCCCGCGCAGCGGAAGCGCUGCGGCCUGCUCGC
Molecule: messenger RNA, 7166 nt
Organism: Prorocentrum cordatum
Lineage: Eukaryota; Dinophyceae; Prorocentrales; Prorocentraceae
Source: the annotation of a GenBank genome assembly